AUGUUCUCAUCUUCAUCCAGACACUCUUUGCUGUCACCCUGGACGUCCAUGGAGCAGUCGGACUCCGAAGCGCUGGACAUCAGCACCAAGGUGCAGCUGCACGGCGUGCUGUGGAAGAGACCCUUCGGACGGCCGUCGGCCAAGUGGUCCCGCAGAUUCUUCAUCAUCAAAGACAGCUUCUUGCUCUACUACGCAGAGAGCGAGAAGAGGAGCUUCGAGAGCAACAGGUACUUCAACAUCCAUCCCAAGGGAGUCAUUCCUCUGGGAGGAUGCGUGGUGUCAGCCAACGAGGACAUGGGGAUGCCUUUUGCCAUUGUGGUCAACCUUGAAGAUUUUACAGGUACCAUCGUCUUGGCUGCUGAGUCUGAGGAGGAACAGGUCCAGUGGAUAGAGAUGCUCCAGGAAUCAGGGAAAGUCACGUGGAAGAACUCGCAACUCGGGGAGGCCAUGAUCGAGAGCCUGGAGGCUCAGGGACUGCAGCUGGCCAAGGAGAAACAAGAAUACCUGGAUAAACUUAUGGAAGAGACAGAGGAGUUAAGUCACCAAAGAGCACAGAAGGAGGAGCUGGAGCGUCUCACCCAGGUCCUGGAAGAGGAGAAGAGGAAGUUUGAGGAGGUGGUUCUGGAGCUGAAGGCGGAGCAGGAGCAGAUCAAACUAGACCUCGAUGACACAACUCAGUCUCUGAAAAGUGUUGACCGGGAAAAAGAAGAGCUGAGUUGCUUAACAGACACGCUUCAGAAGUCCAUAGAGGAGCUCUCCCAGGAGAAACAGCAGAGACUUCUGAUGCUGGGGGUGAAAGGUCAGGAGGAGAAGGAGGCGGACCGACAGAGUUCGGGGUCGGCGUGCGAGGAGGACACCGUGGACGGAGAGGCGGUCCGAGACCCGGAGGUGCUGCAGGACCUGCGGCACAUCGAGGAGCAGAUGAAGAUCCUGCUGAAGGAGAAGGAGCAGGCCGACGAGAAGCUGAAUGAGAACGAGCAGCGCUCCAAGCUGCUGCAGCAGGAGAAGGAGUACUUCUCCACCCAGGCCCAGACGCUGCAGCAGUCGCUCUCUCAGCUCACGGCGGACAAGCAGCAGACCGAGGCCGAGCUCAAGGCGGAGAUCCAGUCGCGCAUGGAGCUGGAGCAGAGGCUGAAGCAGGCGGAGGAGGCCCUGCAGGACCUGGAGAAGGGCCUGAACUCGCUGGAGCGGACCAAUGAGAGAGACGAGAAGAUGAAGGGGGACGUGACGCAGCUGAGAAAGUUCUUCGAGGAGUGCAUCUGUGCAGCGGAGAUCGAGGCGAAGCUGCCGGCCAUCAUGAAGAACGCCGUUUACCUGCACAAAGCCGCUGCGCGCAGGAUCAAGAGCUGCCGCGUCCAGAGGAGAGCCUCCAGACGCCACUGGUUGAAACACUCCAAGUCGUUUGCUGUGGCCGGUUCGGAAGACGGCAUGGAGGAACUGCGGGCGACGGCUCGGCGGCUCACCUCUGACAGCAGCUUCAGGGAGAGCGUGUACGAGAUCGUCGUUCGCAAGGAAGCCGCAAACACCAUGAUAGACUGAGCGGAUAAAAGAA
Messenger RNA from Gambusia affinis (western mosquitofish), 1552 nucleotides. RefSeq names its product pleckstrin homology domain containing, family D (with coiled-coil domains) member 1 (gene plekhd1). The record is from RefSeq and is a predicted model, not a curated record. Lineage: Eukaryota; Metazoa; Chordata; Actinopteri; Cyprinodontiformes; Poeciliidae. The coding region runs from base 1 to 1539 and encodes 512 amino acids. The transcript is spliced from 13 exons.